Messenger RNA from Oppiella nova, 408 nucleotides. The record is from the annotation of a GenBank genome assembly. NCBI's taxonomy places the organism in Eukaryota, Metazoa, Arthropoda, Arachnida, Sarcoptiformes, Oppiidae.
UACGGACACGGAUAUAAACACCCGAACAAACAGUUGACGCUUAUAGUGAACUCACUGCCAGACCUGACACGACUCGACAUAUCGGGCACUAAUCUGGCCGGUCCUCGCUGUGAAUAUAUUCCUGGAUUAGUUUCGCGAAGUGACAAACCCUUAGAAUACUUAGGACUUUAUAAUACGGCUAACGAAGCCGCCUAUCGGCGCACAAUACCCGCCCUUAAGGUGUCGGGCGACGCCACUGAGGAACAGAUACUGACGGGAUGUGAGGCUUACAUCGAUAGAGUGGAGUUCUUGAGGCGUACGCUCAACGACCUGUUCCACUGUUUCCGGUUUGAGACAAACUUCCAUAACGUGAACCGAGCCCUGGAUAUAGUAUUGGUAUCAAUGGCCCGACACCUGCACGAGAAGCAG